Molecule: messenger RNA, 3545 nt
Organism: Drosophila grimshawi
Lineage: Eukaryota; Metazoa; Arthropoda; Insecta; Diptera; Drosophilidae
Product: HEAT repeat-containing protein 6
Exons: 1
Coding region: 13-3474 (1153 amino acids)
Molecular function (GO): protein binding
Source: RefSeq, a predicted model, not a curated record
UAGUUCUAUUUAAUGGACAAGGAGAGGAAAUCCUAUGAGGAGCUCUUACAAACAAUAAACAUUCGAUCGCGCAGCUCUUCCACAGCGGAACAGAAACACUACCAACGCCAGCUGGAAUUUCUGCGCAAUAUCGAAAUCCAGACGCCUGCUGGGCCAUAUGGCGCAAGCAAAGCGACGCAGCUGGCACAUCUGCUGACAGAAGAGGCGCUUUUAUGUAGUUGGGAUGUCGAAGAUAGCUCCCUUAACCUGAGCCCAUGGCUACUGUGGCUAAACGAGCUGCUCCAGAACCGGAAGCAGCUGCUGGGCGAUACGCAACCAUUGCUUCAGUGGCUGCUGCAGCAUGCGGAGCAACGAUGCAGGGUAGAUGUACUAAAAUGUCUUAUUUCACUGCUGGACACACCAGAGGUGAGCGCAGCAUGCACACUCUUUCCACGCUUGGCAGCCAUUCCAUUGUCAAGCAGUGUGGAUGCGGCUCUGCUGCUCGUACUCUGCCAGGACAAGCUGUUCAGUGCAUUGUGCUGCGCGAAUGCAGAGUUGCAGGAGCCGGAAUUGCAGGCGAGCGGCCAGUUGGCCAAUGCACUGUUGCAACCGCAUUACGAAGGUCGAUGGGUAAUGCGGACAGUGAUGUCGACACAGGAGGAGCAGGAGCAGUUAACACUGCUGGUCGCACACUCGCUGCAGUUGCUGCAGAAGAUAACUUCCCUGCAUGCGGAUUAUGCACAACAACAUGCGCCGGAGCUGCUCGGCCUAGCACUGUCCAAUGUACGAUGCACAGCUGAGGGGGGUGGGACGUCGCCGCAGCUGCCGCAUCGCGUUCACCCCGCCCAGCAAGCGGCAUCAUAUGGCCACGACGAGGAGAAUUUGCCAGCUGCUGGCAAUCAAAACACUGCUGCGGCCGGUCGACGCGUCAAGUCGCGCAAGAUGCGCUCACUAACCAAACAGCGCAACAAUGGCAACGUACAGCAGGAGAGCAGCGCGGCAGCAGCACCAAGUGCCUCUGUGUCAACUGGGCAUAGCCAUGGGGAUCGAAUGAAGCUGCUUUUGCUUGGCAACAACGACUAUGGCUGUCGAACUCCGAGCGGCGGUGAUUCCGAAGGUGGCUGCACCCCCACUUCCGAUGGCGCCGGGGGGCAACAGCUGGCCGCCGGGCAAAACCGGCAACGGCGCCAAUGUGAAGUUAAAGUCCGAGUCGCAGCGCUCCAACUGCUUGGGGCUGUCACCAAACAGCUGCCCCGUCGCACCCUCUACGGGUACUGGCAUGUAUUAUUUCCCAGCGAUGGAGGCGAGACCAAGGAUUGCUUGUUGCACAUCGGUUCCACUGAUGGCAAUGUGCGGUGUCGUGCCCUCGCCCUGCAAAUGGCUGCACAGCUGUUGUACGGCUCCAAACCGUAUUUGAGCCAAGCGAGCAGCGCUUCGGCGCCCAGCAACUAUACGCCGUUUGCGUUGAGCCUGGCCAGCAGUGUACUGGCGACGUAUCGUCAACUGACUGCCAUACUGGAGCGUGAGUAUGCGCCGCCGGUGCUGACGCAGUGCCUGAAAUGCCUGGCGGUGCUGGUGCAAGCGACGCCAUUCGAUCAACUGCAAAUGGGCAUCGUCUAUGAGUUUGUGCCGCAUGUGAAAACGUUGACGCGACACGUGGACACCAGCGUUAAGGUGUCCGCGUUGCUCGUCAUGGAAAUGCUGGUGGCAACGCCGCGACUCACCCAGGAAAUGGCAUGUGCCGUGGGUCUGCCGCUAAGCGAGCGCCGUGCGCCCAACAUGACCAACAUGACAGCGAUGCGCUCUAAUCUGCACCAGCUGGAGCUAGAGCAACAGUUUCAACAGAUUUGUGACUCCGAGGAGGAGGUGGAGAUGGCGGAAGAGGAGGAAAAAGAAGUGGUCGAUGACGCUGUAGGUGAGCAGUUGAAGCCAUCUCAUUCGCCCAUUCAGAUUGUGGCGCGCGUUCGCAUUCCGCGCAAUUCUUGGCUGUUGCGCCUGGUACUCCGCUAUAUGGACUGUCCGGCAAGUACAGCGCCGCUUCGUGUCGAGUGCCUGCAGGUGAUCCUCGCCAUGACGACGCAUUUCUGUCUGCUACGCGAGCAUUUAGUUCGUGUAGCCGAUGUGCUGUGCAGCGCCUUGGAGGAUUGCUCUUUGGAUGUGCGACUGUAUGGAGCACGCUGCCUCGACGCCGUUGGUUUUCAGAUGGCGCGUCAUGCAAUGGAGCACACAACCGAGUCCCAGUCCCAGCCACACCCACAGCCACAGCCCGAAUUGCAGCAGCAUUAUUUGAACUUCUGGCUGCGCAUGCUGCCGGCCAUCUAUGGCGCGUACAUGGAUGCGACCAAUGUGACAGCGACGUUGAGAUGCUCCCUGUGCGAUGCCCUGUCAAACAUGGGUGGCAACAGUUUCGAACGUUUGCCGCAGGCACAGCGCAACGGUUUGCUCGCAUUCCUCUUGGGCAGCAGCAGUGACGAUGCCGCCGAUCCUUUGGUGCGUGCGGCGGCUGUGCGGGCGCUGGCCGUUUAUGUGCUACAUCCGACUCUUCGCGUCGACCUGGUGUUUGUGGAGCAUGCGGCUGAGCUGGCGUUGCGUCUAACCGCCGACAACCAGCUGGCUGUGCGAAUUAAGGCUGCUUGGGCGCUGGGCAAUAUCAGUGAUGCACUUGUCGCGCCAACCAGCCAACCAGCAGCUGGUCAGCCAGAGCAGAGUCAGGAGCAGCGACAGGAGGUGCAGGAGUUGGAAAAGGAACGCAUCUCGCUAGCGCUGCUCGGGCGGCUAAUCGAGGCUGCGGUGCUGGCCUGCGGUGACCAUGACAAGGUGCGCGCCAAUGCGGUACGUGCACUGGGCAAUUUGCUGCGCCUGCUGCCGGCCGAUGAGCAUGCCCUAAUUCAGCGAGCGAUGGCCAAGUUGCUGGAUUGUGUGCGCUCGGCGGGCAGUGCUAAGGUCAAAUGGAACGCUUGCUAUGCCAUUGGCAAUUUGGUGCGCAAUCGGGCGAUCUUCGCGACCAGCGCCAGCUUGGCGGGCACACUCUUUGCGGCGCUCAGUCAGCUGCUUGUGCAGCAUGCGAACUUCAAGGUGCGAAUCAACGCGACCAGCGUCCUGCUGCAGAUCGAGCAGCGGGCGGAUUUUGGUGUGCACUAUGCCACCGUGUGGCGUUCGCUGCUGGAGGCCAUCGAGCGCUCCAAUGCGCUGGACACAUUCGAGGAAUACAAUCAUCGGGAUGGAUUGCAGCAACAGCUCUGCUUGGCCAUGGCACAUAUGCUGGGACGGGCGCGGCCUGAUGAUUUGAUUGCCUCCCGUGACGCAUUGGAAUCGCAUCUGGACGGCGUCACUGGCACCUGGCGUCGUGUUGCCUAUCGCAUUGUGCCCGAGCAGGCGGCGCCGCUGUUUACAUGCGGUUCCCUGCUGCAACAACGCCUGGAUGCCGCUUCCCUCAGCGCUGAGCAGCGGAGCGCCCUCACAUUCCUCGCCGGCGCAUUGCGUCUGGAGAGUUAAUGCUAUCACACCAAUAUGUGUAUUACAAAUCACUACACAUGCACACAUAAAUCGUGAUUUUUGAAAAUGUA